UGCAGGUGAUUGUCGUAUUCUGGAAUUUAAGCCGGAUUUGAAAGAUUUUUCUUUGCAAGGUUUCGUUAUCAAGAGCUUCGAGGUACAAAGAGAAAGUGACUGUAAAGCGAGGUGCUUUCAGGAACACAACUGUGUUUCUCUCAAUAUUGGUCCCUCGGGAAACAAUGGAGCUUAUUUGUGUGAACUGAGUGAUUCUGAUCAUGAGAUGCACUCUGAGGCGCUCAAGCCAAAAGAUGGCUUCACCUAUCACUCGACUGAGAACGCUUGUGUGAAGAAUCCCUGCCUUCUUCAUCAGUCUUGUCAAAAUGGCUUCACGGAUAAAGGCUACCGGUGUGUAGGUAAAGAGUUGCCCAAUUCAACUCCAAAUGAGCCAAAAACCUCUACAAACCCUAUUGUGUUACCACCAACGGUAUCAAGUACUGCUGCUUCGCCUACCAUAGUCGUUGGUAAAUUAAAAACAGAUAUUAACAAGUGCACUAAUGACAGCAAAGUAUGUGGUGUGAAUGCGAGGUGCAUAAAGACUGAUCACUCUUAUGGCUGCACCUGCAAAGAAGGAGUCACGAGAGCUGGAGGGUUUUGUUCAGAUGACGAAUGUCGCACCAUUAUUUUCCAAACACCAAUACGCAACAAAGUCAUAGAGGGCAAUGUCAUCAGAACUGAAGAGGUUUCACAUCAGGGGAGCUGUAAUGAAAUGUGUUAUAUGGAACCUAGCUGUGUGUCCAUGAACUUUGGACCCAAGGUGGGAGGAAACUUCACCUGCGAAUUGAAUCAGGAUCAUUCUUUGGAGGGAGACCAAAGCCCGCCUGUUCCACAAAGUAAAAAUGGUCACAUUUAUCUCGCUAUUGAGAAUCCCUGCAGCAGCAAUCCAUGUUCAAACAAUGGAACGUGUCAAGCUGGAUACACUGAUAAAGGGUUUCGCUGCAAAUGUCCUUCAGGGUUCACUGGAGCACACUGCAAUAAAGCUUGCAGCUUUGACUUUGAAGAUGGAAUUGGUGGAUGGGAAAUGACAGGCACAGCUUUCAUUCACCAACCGACAUUUGGUGACAAUCCAGCAGCACGCCGCAGAGAAAGCGCCCAGCAGCAAGGGGACUGGUGGAUAGGGGGGAUGGAGUAUCGACCCAGUGAGAGCGAUCCCGCAGGAUGGCAGAACCCAGCUGGUGGCGAUCUUCCCCAGGGAACUCUCAUUUCUCCUUGUUUCCGUAUCGUUGGCAGAGAUAUCUCGUUUCUCAUCGGUGGAGGAUGUACCAUAAGUGAUAUUCGUGCGGAGCUUAUUGUCGACAACCAGGUUGUCAGAAAUGAGACAGGAAACUGUUACGAGACAAUGUACCGUAAGAGCUGGGAUGUAAAAGAAUUCAUCGGUCAAUACGCCCAAGUCAGACUAGUUGAUGAGAGAUCUGGUGGUUGGGGUCACAUUAAUUUUGAUGACCUUAAAGGAGAUAUCAUUUGUCCUCACCAUUUAGGGGAAAACAACUGAAGGGAAAGUAAGGGCACAAAGGAUAAGCGUUUUUCAGGUUUUUGCAGAUAGUCACCUUGUGACUAUACAGUAAGGUUUAACAGCUUUUGAUGUUGCAUGCUUCUUUUGAGGAGCACCUGCUUUGUGUUAGCAUCGAUAGGCACACUCACUCUGUUUAUAGCAACAGUAGAAAAGUAUUAUAAAACAAUUUUAUGCGCGUGGCAAACGAUGUUACACAUAUCAUCCACUUAUUAUAUUGUAUUACCGCGACAUUUUUAAAAAAUGAAAGUCUUUUGCUGUAGAUGCUAGCAAUCAUAUCUUAGAAUGCUUUUUUUUUGUUGUUGAAAUAUCUGUUGAAGCUAUGAAUACUCAAUAUAUUCUCUUUGAAAAGUCCAUAGCUGUAAAAACUCCCGGUAGAUUUUGUUCAGGAUUAUAGAUUGAAGUCAUUCGAGUAAGCUUCCAAAGGCGGUUUUUCAAAAUUGCCAAACUUAUACUACAUUUUUUAAGUGCAAUCCAUUGCAAUCAGCACACGCACCAUAUAAGAACUGAUUGCGACACACAAAAUUCCUUUCAAUACAUUUAUGCUACCUACGUCAGUGUCGAUGGAAACAAGGGUAUAAAAUUUUUUGUGCUUGUCAUUACGUUAAGGUUGUCAGAAAUGAGACAGGUAACUGUUCGGAGACUAUGUACCGUUAGAGCUGGAACGUAGAAGAGUUCAUUGGUCGACACGUCCAAGUCACACUAGUUAUGUUAAUGUAGCAUGUAUUGGGUAGCAUUUUGCAUUAAUAAAACGAGGUUCUUCAUUUGUUCUUAGUCUUGGAAACCUCGCAAGAUCUUGUAUCGGACCAUUUUGAUUUUUUGCAUUUUGUUACUUUUACCUUCCUUUCUGUUGCACUCAGUUCAACCAAUGAAUUCUUGUACAGCUGUGAGUCUCUUCCUUGUAAGCAAAACUCUUGGAUCAAAGUUGCUAAAUUGUAAAUACUAGAAUUUUAAAUGUUUCGAUGGGACGAGAGCCUACUUCCUGUUAGUAAUAUCUUACGAAACGUGAUUUUAGCUCAUACUGGCGGGAGUCAAAAAAACCUGACACAAGUGUUACAGAGAAGCACAAUUCUGAAAUAAAGAGAAAAAAAAUUGUUUGGUCUACAGAGUUGGAAACAAACUGUCAUUUGGGGAAUGAAGUUAAUUCGAUUAAAACGUCUCCAAAAGUUUACAUAAUCGAGAGAACUUUAUUACAUUUUCUUGUUUGCCUCCUUGGCAGCGUUCAUAUUUGGGUCUUGUAGUUCUUAAUAUUCUGUAAGUUAUACCGUACCAUAUUGUAAGAACUGAUCAC
This is a messenger RNA of Pocillopora verrucosa, 2783 nucleotides long. The record is from RefSeq and is a predicted model, not a curated record. NCBI's taxonomy places the organism in Eukaryota, Metazoa, Cnidaria, Anthozoa, Scleractinia, Pocilloporidae.